ACACACCGCACGAUUCCUUUCUUUGAUCAUCCCAUCCCCCCAAUCAAUCUAAACCGAGCUGUGCGACGUGCCCAAUGACUGGCAGCGCCCGCCAUGGAUUACCAAACGUUCAAUAGUCCCCAGCACCUGCCGCCCUCGUUCGGCGGGCCCUUCUCCACCUCCUCAGCACCCUCGCAUUCCCCGCAGCAGGCACAAUCGUACCAAGAUCCACAGGCCCGGCUACAGCAUCCAGCCACCGCCUCGUUCCCCUACCAGCAGUUUGCCAAUGGCCAGCCAGGCGGCUUCCCGGCGAGCAUGCCAGGCGGCGCGUCUCAAGCGACGAGUGGCGCCGUGAUGCAGCCCGGAGGCCUGUCGCAGAGCCAGCUUCAGAUGCACCAGGCCAGAGCCGCCGCGCUCCAGCAGCAGCAACAGCAGCAGCAGGGCCAGGCGAGCCCGUACUCGAGCGCGCCCUUUGCGCAGGCCCUCGCGUCCCCCGCCCACCAGCAGUUCAUCCAGAACCGCAACACGGCCUCGCCCGCCACCAGCCAGCACACCAACACCGCGUCCCCCUAUGCGACGCCCCAGCAAACGCACUCGCCCAGCGUGCCCGCCACCCAGGGAAUGAACCCACCCACGAGCCAGCCCGCCGCCGCACAGCCAAUGGCCUCCCAGACGCCCACGAAGGCGCUCCCCCAGUCGCCCGUCUCGCCCGUCUCGCAGGCGCGCGAGAAGCAGCGCAUCGACACGCUGCUCGAGAUCAACCAGGUGCUCAUCCAGCAGGUCAUGGAGCUGUACGAGCAGGGCAAGGCCGGGCACAUUGGGCCCGCGCCCGACGCGAAGCAGGAGGGCGAGAAGGCGCAGCAGCCCUCGCCAGAAUACAGAGACUACAUGCGCCGCUUGCAAGCGAACCUCGCUUUCCUCGCGCAGAACGCCGAGAAGCACACCAAGCCGAACCAGAACAUCAUGCCCGGCCCUGCCAUCAUGGUCGCGCCAUCAUCGCCCGAUGACCUCGUGAAGCUCUACUCCCGCCUCCAGAGCCUGUUUCCGGGCUGGAAAGGCGCGCCCAACAAGCCCUCACCCGGUCCCCAGCGCCUGAAUUCGACCUCCUCACAAGCCAGCGUGCAAAACAAUAUGCAACCGCCCAACAGCGCCGGGCUACACAACAAUAUGCAGCAUCCCAACAGCGCCGGCAUGCCGCCAAAUAUGCAACUUCCGAGCAAUGCGAUGCCGAACAACUUCCAGCAGCAACAGCAGCAGCAGCAAUAACCUCGCGGGCGUGGCGCCAUCUUUCUUCGUACCGUACAUGCGCGGCAUACCACAUCAAUCUGUACUUCUAUAAUGUCUUUGGUCACGAAACGACAUAGAGCAUCCGGCGCAGUGUCUGUCUUGUCUGUCUGUCAAAUGUUUUCCAUGAAUUCCCAAGGCGUGUACAAAGGCAAAAAUCCAACCUCCCGUAUCAUAACUCCACGGGCUCGGGUCCCAGCUGCGAAUGCUGCACGGUAGUUUUCUCUUUUAUUUUCCUCUUUGCUUGUCUGUCUUGGAAAUCCGGGGUUUAUUGAGUUGGGUCGGUCUGUUGGUGUUUGGUCUUAGGGGGUCGGGGUUGGGACAACCUGACUGGGGUUGUCGUCAGCGUUUGCGGCAAGUCUUUCAGUAUGUAUGCAUGCGAGAUACCAGAGUUGCGAGGUGGUGCUGGCGGAAGAUUAAUGAGAAUAUUAUAUUAUUCUUACA
Paraphaeosphaeria sporulosa is the source of this 1707-nucleotide messenger RNA. RefSeq lists its product as uncharacterized. The record is from RefSeq and is a predicted model, not a curated record. NCBI's taxonomy places the organism in Eukaryota, Fungi, Ascomycota, Dothideomycetes, Pleosporales, Didymosphaeriaceae. The transcript has 3 exons. The coding region runs from base 94 to 1245 and encodes 383 amino acids.